Messenger RNA from Cuscuta epithymum, 1468 nucleotides. NCBI's taxonomy places the organism in Eukaryota, Viridiplantae, Streptophyta, Magnoliopsida, Solanales, Convolvulaceae. The record is from the annotation of a GenBank genome assembly.
GAGGGAGUAUUAUUAACGGAUAGACGCGGCGAGUUUGGGGUUGGACGGUAGGAAAAAGUCAUAUGUCAAUUAAUAAUUCUUCAACAUUUCUUCUCUGUGAGCCGUGACGGUGUCUUACACGGAGAGAAGGUGCAAAAAAGGAGAGGGAUGAAGAGGAAGAAGAGGGCAGAGGAACGGGGAGAUUGGUGCAAAAAAGGAGCGCAAGUUGAAGUCAGCCUGGAAGACGACGGUUUCCGAGGCUCCUGGUACGCCGCCACCGUCCUCCGCACGAUUUCCCGGAAGAACAACAAGAUCUUCCUCGAGUUCCACAACCUCGUCGACGACGCCGACCCCGCCAAGCCCCUCCGCCAGUCCGUCCACUUCAUCCUCGUCCGCCCCGUCCCCCCACGCGAGCCCACGCGCUCCUUCCGGCUCAGCGAAGAGGUCGACGCUUUCCACGUCGACGGCUGGUGGGAGGGCGUGGUCACGGAAGUUCUAGACUCUUCCAGAUACUCCGUCUUCUUCCGCUGCUCCCGCGAGCAGAUUCAGUUCCACGAGUCGCAGCUCCGCCUCCACCGCGAGUGGUUCCACCGCCAUUGGGUCCCUUCCUUCCCCGAUCCUCCGCUUCCUUCCUCUUAGUUUUGUUUGAUCAGCCGGGGCUUAUUUUUGUGAUGACUGCUUGGACUGGAUUUUAAGUGGUACAACUGUAGUUCAACGCUUCAACUUGUGUACUUUUUUGUUAAAGAUGUUUUUUGACCCCUAGUGAUUGGUCCCAGGAGCAUAUAUAUAGGCAAAAUAUAUAGUCAGCACCUCAACAAAGACCUUAACAUGCUCCACGUUGACCUGACAUGGGGAAAAGUGAGGAUUCUCCCAUGUUUUAAGAUGAGAGAAAUUUCAUCAUUCAUCAUGUCAACGUGCUCCAUACGCGUAUAUUUACGUUAAAUUAUUAUACAUUUAUACUUUGGAUUCGGUAUUGAUGAUGUAUUUGUUGUUGACUUGAUAGUUGUGAAGACUUGAUGCAGGAGUAACUCUUUGAAUGGAAUGUCAAUGUGUUCAAUUUUACAACAGUUUUCAGAGUACAAGAUGAGUUAUAGAAGGAAAGUAAAAUAAAUACAUGACUGUUCUAGUAUUCUGUGAAUGGCAACUCAAGCUCCAGCUUUAAUUUGUUAUACUCCCUCCAUCCCAUAUUUAUCUUACAAAGUACAAAUGACACGGGAUUAAGAUAAUGAGUAUUGUGUAGUCAAGUAGAGUUGUGCAGAGGAGAAAGAAACGUGUAAGAAUGUGUAAGAAAUGUUGUGCAUCAAAAGGGAACGAGGAUAUAAUUUUGGUACGAAUGAAAAAUGAAAGUUUGAAGAGUUAUCGGUCCUCCCAUUGAUGCACCUGCACAGUUUGUUUUUUUGUUUUACCUAGCCGGCUACGGUCCAGUAUGAUGAUGUAAUUUAUAAGGGACACAUGCUAGAUUAGUGGGUGAAAAGUUCAAAUAUACGCC